This is a messenger RNA of Melospiza melodia melodia, 4053 nucleotides long. It is a transcript of the gene STC1, whose product is annotated as stanniocalcin 1. Gene Ontology annotation, molecular function: hormone activity. The record is from RefSeq and is a predicted model, not a curated record. The transcript has 4 exons. The coding region runs from base 40 to 783 and encodes 247 amino acids. Gene Ontology annotation, biological process: intracellular calcium ion homeostasis. Lineage: Eukaryota; Metazoa; Chordata; Aves; Passeriformes; Passerellidae. Gene Ontology annotation, cellular component: extracellular region.
ACCAAGCCAACCCCACACUUAGCGGAAACUUGUCAAAGAAUGCUCCUAAAGUCUGGUUUGCUGCUGCUGCUGCUGAUCAGUGCAUCCGCAUCCCACGAAGCCGAGCAGAAUGACUCUGUGAGCCCCAGGAAAGCGCGGGUGGCGGCGCAGAACUCAGCCGAGGUGGUUCGGUGCCUGAACAGUGCCCUCCAGGUGGGCUGCGGAGCCUUCGCCUGCCUGGAGAACUCCACGUGCGACACGGACGGGAUGUACGACAUCUGCAAAUCCUUCCUCUACAGCGCUGCUAAAUUCGACACUCAGGGAAAGGCGUUCGUGAAGGAGAGCCUGAAGUGCAUCGCCAACGGGGUGACCUCCAAGGUGUUCCUGGCCAUCCGCAGGUGCUCCACGUUCCAGAGGAUGAUCUCGGAGGUGCAGGAGGAGUGCUACAGCAAGCUGGACCUGUGCGGCAUCGCCCGCCGCAACCCCGAGGCCAUCACCGAGGUGGUGCAGCUCCCAAACCACUUCUCCAACCGGUAUUACAACAAGCUGGUUCGGAGCCUGCUGGAGUGCGACGAGGACACGGUGAGCACCAUCAAGGAGAGCCUGAUGGAGAAGCUGGGCCCCAACAUGGCCAGCCUGUUCCACCUGCUGCAGAGCGACCACUGCGCCCAGGGCCACCCCCGCUCCGAGCUGCUGCGCAGGAGGCUCUCGGAGCCCCAGAAGCUGAAGCUGCUGCUCAGGAACCUGCGAGGUGAGGGCUCCACAGCCGCCCACGCCAAGCGCGGCUCCGCCGAGCGCGCCUGACCGGGCCGGGCAGGCCGAGCACGACCAAAGCUGAGGGCUCUGCUCUAGGAGUGCUGCACCCAAAGCCAGCGGACUGUAGGUGUUGUGACCCCCAGGAGCUGGGUUUAGUUCCUUAGGGCUCGUUUCGUUUGUUCAUCUUCUCUGUUCCUCUCCAACAACACUUCUGCAUGGGUCUGUGUUCGGUGUCGCGGCUUUCCCGCCAGCCAGACGGCUCUGUCUCUUCUCUUCCCCACACAAAAAUCUGUUGUCCCAAAAAAUCUUAGUCUUUAGUAGAUCCCUAUAGUGGUUGGGCCUUCAGGCACCAAACUCCCAAGGUUUGGAGGCUGAGUUUGUCCCAAGCUGUUGUGCUGACACCAGCCAGGCCUGGAGGUUCGGCACUGAGGGGAGGAGCCGCUCCUCUCCUGCAGGUGAUGAAAAAUGCACUAAAAACUCUCACAUCCUAAAAGCUCUCACAAAUCCUAAAAACAUCCGUGGGAUUCAUGUCAUGAAUCUGUGCUGGCCAUGGACGAGCAUGGAUGUCACGUUCCUGGUCCUGUAGUGUCACCCUCAUCCCUGAUUCCUUCCUGUGAAUAUGUUUAAGUCGGGAUUUACCAAACUCGCUGCGUGGUUUAAUCACCAGGAGCUGGCACCACGGUGCAAAAUGAGCUCAAACCACCCCACAAAGCCCAAAAGCAGGAGAGGGACGUGUUCCACCAUGGAAAGAGGUUGUGGCUGCAGCUGGUCAGGAGGUCCCAUAAUCGUGUGUUGUAUUUCAAAGCUCACAUCUCUGUACUGUAUUUAACUGCCUGAAGCUUUAAACCAAGCCUAACAGAAACAAAGCCUGUCUUAAGAUUAGAGUAUUAAAGGCCUUGCUCUAACUGUGGUAUAAAUAGUGCUAAAAUCUGUCUGUACUGUACAUAAACUCCACCAGAGUCUGCUCCAAAGGAGCAGAACAGAAUAACUUUAUUGCCUAAACUGAGUUUUGUAAGUCAGCUCUUUCUUUUAUUAUUAUUAUUAUUAUUGUUAUUAUUUUUGUUAUUAUUAUUAUUGCUUUCUUUUUCCUGGAAGCAGCACCUCUGUCAUAGUCAGGAAUUCACAUUCCACUCUGUGGCCUUUUAAGAAAGGAAGAGGGGGAAGGUUUAGAAUGGGAAUCGCAGGACCAGGAACAGCCUUUCAGAGCUGAAAUUGAGGCAAAAUCCAUUAAAAACCCAAGUUCAGGCUGGUCAGUCCUGUCCCCACUGGGCUGCCAGGAAAUGCACUUAGAGCCAGGGCAGAGCUGCUGGGAUUUCUGGAAUUGUCAGAUCCUUUGGGAAUCUCAUGGGGCAAAAUUCCCCUCAGGAUUUCUGGGGCAAGGCAGGGAAAAUCUGUAAUUCUCUCAAGCUCCAGCAGGAGAGCUGAGGACACAAUGAAUGCUCUGGGAGCUGCCCUUCCUCCACCCUCCUCCUCCUCCUCAGCGGGCUCUGGGAAGAGGAGCAGAGCUGGAGGCCCCAAAGCUGCUCCACGGCACAGCCAGGCCCUGGUGAGCCCAAAAAUGCCCUUUGGAUCCACCCAAUGCCCUUUGUGGUGGGAUCAGAGGCAGAGGCCCUUUGUGGUGUGGGACCCACCAAGUGUCCUUUGUGGUGUGGGAUCCACCCAAUGCCCUCUGUGAUGUGGGACCCACCAAGUGUCCUUUGUGUAUUGGGAUCCACCAAAUGCCCUUUGUGGUGUGGGACCCACCCAAUGCCCUUUGUGGUGUGGGAUCCAUCAAAUGCCCUUUGUGGAUUGGGAUCCACCAAAUGCCCUUUGUGGUGUGGGACCCACCAAAUGUCCUCUGUGAUGUGUUGUCCACCCAAUUCCCUUUGUGGCGUGGAAUCCACCAAAGGCCCUUUGUGGUGUGGGACCCACCAGAGGCCCUUUGUAGUGUGGGACCCACCAAAUAUCCUUUGUGGUGUGGGAUCCACCCAAUGCCCUCUGUGAUGUGGGAUCCACCAAGUGUCCUUUGUGGAUUGGGACCCACCAAAUGUCCUUUGUGGAUUGGGAUCCACCAAAUGUCCUCUGUGAUAUGUUGUCCACCCAAUGCCCUUUGUGGUGUGGGAUCCACCAAGUGUCCUUUGUGGUGUGGGACCCACCAAAUGUCCUUUGUGGAUUGGGAUCCACCAAAUGUCCUUUGUGGAUUGGGAUCCACCAAAUGCCCUUUGUGGUGUGGGACCUACCCAGUGCCCUCUGUGGUGUGGGAUCCACCAAAUAUCCUUUGUGGUGUGGGAUCCACCCAAUGCCCUCUGUGAUGUGGGAUCCACCAAGUGUCCUUUGUGGAUUGGGACCCACCAAAUGUCCUUUGUGGAUUGGGAUCCACCAAAUGUCCUCUGUGAUGUUUUGUCCACCCAAUUCCCUUUGUGGUGCGGGACCCACCCAUUGCCCCUUGUGGUGUGGGAUCCACCAAAUGCCCUUUGUUGAUUGGGAUCCACCAAAUGUCCUUUGUGGAUUGGGAUCCACCAAAUGCCCUUUGUUGAUUGGGAUCCACCAAAGGCCCUUUUGUGGUGUGGGAUCCACCAGGCCAAUCCCAAAUCCAAGCCUCGGAGUCCCUGCAGCGUGGGAGACUCUGCCUCAGAGCGUUGGAGAGCUGAUAAAGGAGGGAUCUCUUUUUUUCUUCUGGAAACCUGAAGCAAUAUUAUUUUAUUUUUUGUGUUGUUUGGGAAACCACAAAGCCUUUAAACCAGAACUUGCUGCUAAAAUAUCAAAACCAGAUGCAGUGGCAGCGUUUCAGAUGUCGCUGUCUUCACGAAAUGUAGAAGUGUUGGCAGAGAAUUGGAAGCAGCAAAAAAAUAAUUGCUGAUAUUGGUGGAGGGUUGGAAUUUGUAAUUUUUUUUGGGAUACUCUGAACAGAGCCGUGCAGGGCAAGGAAGAUGCAAAGUUCCUGAAUCAGGCAGGGAUUGAGAGGCCAACACAAAGAAGUUCUGAGAGGUGAAACCCAAAAGCUUCUGGAAUAUCCCAACCCUAAAAUUGGGAUUAUAUUUAGGAAUUGAUCCCAGGAGCGCAUCCCUGACUCCCCACCCUGCAGCUGUUGGGAGCCAGGGAAUUCUGCUGGGGUUUGUGCCUCCAGUCCGUGCUUUUAUUUGGGAAUUGGUCACAAAAAGUCUUUCCCUGCCUCGGGGCAGCGCUCCAGCCCCACCUGGGAGUGCUCCACAGCUCCCACUGUGGGACCCCAAAGCUCCCGGGAGCUUUCCAAGGACACCUGGGCAGGGAUAUGGAAAGUGGCUUCUCCACCCACCCAUUGCUCUGCAACCCCAUAAAGGCGCUUGGAGCAGAUUUGGG